Molecule: messenger RNA, 1431 nt
Organism: Caenorhabditis remanei
Lineage: Eukaryota; Metazoa; Nematoda; Chromadorea; Rhabditida; Rhabditidae
Exons: 6
Coding region: 1-1431 (476 amino acids)
Biological process (GO): DNA repair; telomere maintenance
Molecular function (GO): DNA helicase activity
Source: RefSeq, a predicted model, not a curated record
AUGUCCGUUACUUCAACCUUCCCUCUCUUCAAUGCGCCAACAACCCCAUGUCUCCCACAAAUGGUUGUUUUGAAUAUUACCCAACAAAAUAUUCGAAACCACUACCGAAGCCUUCUCGCCACCAUCCAGGAGAAGCCCAUUUAUAUUUAUGUAUAUGGGCCAGCGGGAACUGGAAAAACCGCCCUUUUCCGAGCCCUACAGGAGGACACCAAUGAGUUUUUCAAGUUUCCAAAGGCAUGCCUUCCGAUGGCCUCGACAGGCACCGCGGCCUUGAAUGUAGCCGGAAGGACUAUCCACUCAGCACUCAGUAUUCCAAUAAACGACGAGGAGGCGUUUUCAGCCCCAACCCCGCGCAUGAGAAAAACCCUCAAGAUUACUCUUGAGGGAGUCCGAGUGGCAUUUGUGGACGAAAUUAGCCUUGUGUCGUCAUUGCUGUUUCACCAAAUGUCAGCUUAUAUGCAGCUGGGUCGGGGAGGAUCAGCAAAACCAUUUGGAGGGAUUUCGAUGGUACUGUUUGGCGACCUCCUCCAGCUGGAACCCGUUACCCACGGAGCGGUUUAUGAAGCUCUCCCGCUCGAGUUUAAAGCUCUUCGGGACGCCAGCUACCCAUGCGUCACCGAAAACCUGUGGGGUCUCUUUAGAAUGAUGAGACUCCACAAAAACGUACGCGUCGAGGAACAAGAAGAUGCUAAACACUUGAAUGCCCUCCGUGAGGACGAAAUUCCUGAUGAAACAGAAACGUUUUUUAAGCGAUUCUGUAGAGUCAGGGAUACCACUCACGGAGGGCUUUUCGAGGAGUUGGAUGAAUUGAGGGCAUCCUGGCCCGAGAAGGAAUUUAUUAUGUUGGCCCCACAAAACGAAACUGUGGACCGUUUAAAUGAAUUCAGAAUAGCCAGGAUGCCCGACUCGAUUAAAAUGCGCUGGUUGAAGGUGGAGAGGAAUGAGGCUGAAAAAGUGGAAGAAUGGAUCGAAACGAGUCGAUGGGCCAGACCAUUGACUCUGGCCCCCGGAUGCAAGGUGACUCUUGUCACCACCAUCGACAAGAGGAGGAAGCUAGUCAACGGGGCGAUUGGGAGAAUCAAGAAAAUUUAUCCCAAUACUCUGGUGAUUGACUUUCCCGAAGUCAACAACGUCAUCAUGGAAAGAUCCCACUUUCGCAUCCAGAAGAGGGACAACGACUAUUUUUGGUUUAAACAGUUCCCCAUCCGAGAAGCGGAGGCAAUGACCAUACAUAACUCUCAAGGCCGUACUGUCGACGGCGUCGUAGUGUACUCUAGAGGCCUGUUUAUGCCAGGCCUCAUGUAUACGGCGCUCUCGAGGGCACGGUCCUUGAAGUUAUGUAGAAUCUCACACGUGGAGCCGGAAAACUGGAAAGUAGCGGCCCACGCUAGAGACGCCGUGACUCAGAUGAGGAAAAGGAAGGCCAGCUAA